Pyrus x bretschneideri (Chinese white pear) is the source of this 3610-nucleotide messenger RNA. RefSeq lists its product as uncharacterized. Gene Ontology annotation, molecular function: phosphoprotein phosphatase activity. The coding region runs from base 294 to 3227 and encodes 977 amino acids. The record is from RefSeq and is a predicted model, not a curated record. Lineage: Eukaryota; Viridiplantae; Streptophyta; Magnoliopsida; Rosales; Rosaceae. The transcript has 7 exons.
GAAGCGAAAAGCAGUUAGGAAGUCCAAUUGCCAAUUGUACCAGCACCUCAUCACCCAACUCGCCGCCGCUUCAACUCCCUCCGCCGCCUCAUUCAUUUUCCUCUCUUCUUCUGCUUCUUCUCUCCGCCGCCAAUUCGGUUGCUCCUCCGCGGCUUCCGUUAAUUCCGCCGUCAGAGAUCUGCUUCGUACUGAUACUGCCGAUUGAACAGAGAAAAAUUAUUGUGAAGACAAUUUUAGUUGACAAUGCUUGGAUCCAAGGAGAAGAUUUCCCCAGUCAUUAGCUACUGAUCAAUAUGGAAACUGCAGAGUGUAGUGAAAAACCAAAUUCACAGUCAGGAAGGGAGGACUCAGAGAAGCUCAGCGAGUCCAGGAACGAUCCUCUGUUGGAGGAGCCUUCAGUAAAUCUUAGUGCAGAUUUGCCUCUAGCUGAAGCCCUGCCUUCUGUACUGCCGAAGAGACAGCGGAAUAGAGCUAGGAGUAGUAGUGCUAUAGUUAUUAAUAAUUUAGAUCUUGAUUUAAGUGAUAAUACAGAUUCAGCUCCAGUGCAUGCCUUGGAAAUUCUGGUAAAUCCGGUGGAAUCCCUGCAUAAUGUGCAGAGAAGCCAUUCCCCAAGUCCUGAUGAUUCAGAUCUCUGUUGUUUGAAGGGGACACUUUCAGUUGAGAGUAUUACUCCUGAAAAAAAUUCUUGUGUGCAGUCGUUGGGUAGGGAUGCACAUCAGGAUUCUUCACUUGGGACUGAUACACUGUUGGAGGAUCCUUCAAUGAGUAUCGUUUCAGAUUUGGUACCAGCUGAGUUACCGCCUCAUGGAGACUUGAGUAAUAGGAAGAGAAAGAAGAAGGAUACGAUAAGUGUUGCCCCAGAAUCUGAAGAUUCAUGCCCUGAGUCUUGUGCUGAAAUUUGCACGGCAGUUUCAGAAAAGGAAGGACAUCAAGAAGAUUUGCUUCACAACCAAAAAAAGAAGAGAAAUAAGCAGAAUAAAAAGCAUGAAAUCCAUGAGAAUAAUGAUAAAAGUUGUGAUAUUUCUGUUGAUACUUCGUUAGGGGAAACUAUUAUUCCAACAGUAGACCAGUCUGUAGAGCCUUCUGUUGCAGGAUUCUCCGAACAAGUGCUACAGGUGGCAAUGUCACAACCACCUAUGGAGGGAAGUAGCACAGAUGAAAACUCAAAAAUUGCUGAACCUAUUGAAGAUUUGAGUUGCUCAAUGAAAAAGAAGAAAAGUUGUAAAAGUAAAACCCGUGAGGGUAAUGAUGAAAAUUGUGGUAAUGACGAAAGUUGUGAGCUUUCUGUUGGUAUUUCUGUAGUGGAAAGUGUUAUGCCAGGACUAGAUCCGUCUCAACAGCCUCCAGUCUCAGAAUCAUUGGAACAAAAGCUCGAAUUGACCCAACCACUUAUGGAAGGAAUUAGUAUGAAAAUUAAUUCAGAAAAUUCUGAACCUAUUGAAGAUCUGAGUUCCUCAAGCAAAAAGCAGAAAAAGCUUCGGUGGAAAAAGUCUAAUGAUGAAAGUUGUGGUAAUGACAAAAGUGGUGAGCUUUCAGUUGGUAUUUCUUUAGUGGAAAGUAUUAUGCCAGGAAUAGCUCAGCAGCCUCCAGAAUCAGAAUUCUCAAAUGAAAAAGUAGAUUUGCCACAAGCAUUUGUGGAGGGAAAUUGCACGACAGUAAGCUCAGAAGGUCCCAAGUCACCUACUGUGGACUUGAGUUGGUCACAAGAACAGAAGAAUAAGAAUCGAAAGAGAAGGCAUAAAACCAAUGAGUGUAUUGAUGAAAGAUGUGAUCUUUCUAUUGAUGCUUCUUUAGUAGGAAAUACUAUGCCAGGAGUAGAUCUGACUGUACGGCCUCCAGUUGCAGUGUUCUCGGAACAAGAUCUAGAAGUGGAACAACCACUUGUGGAGGGAAUUAGACAGAGAACCAAUUCUGAGAGUACCAAACCCUUUGAAGUUUUGAGUUGCUCACAAAAGAGAGAGUGUCGGAAGAAAAGGCUUGAAAUGGGUGGGAGUAAUGAUACAAGUUGUGAUCCUUCUGUUGGUACUUUAGUGGAGAAGAUUAUUCGAGGUGCAGAUCCAUCUCCACAGCCUCCGCUUACAAUAGUAUCAGACCCAGAGCUAGAUGUGUCUCAAUUACUUUUGGAGGAAAAGACUUUACGGGAGCAAAAUGAGGACAAGGAUCAGAACAAGAGCUGUAAUGCCUCAGGAAAUAACGACACUAACCACCAAGUUUGCACUGGCUUUCCUGGCCAAGUUGUAAACAAUGUUACUGAUAUAAAAAAAUAUUCUCCUAUCCUCAAGGAACAAAAUGGUCUACAAAAGAGUGCAGAUGCUGGUUCAAGGAAUAAAAUUGACAUGGAGGUUAGUGGCACUAAAUCAUAUUGUUCAGAUGCUUUUCCUGAAUCUGACAAUAUUACUGAUACAGAACGCACGGAAACCAAAAUUGAAGUUCCUUCCUUGCCAUCUUCAUCCGUAAAAGCUGAUGUUGAUUUGGCUGCUGUCGCGAAGGAGGGCAGUCGUUCACAGAUAUCAAACUCUGCUGUUGAAAGACCUCUUGUUAGUGUUUCUAAGAAAAAGCUUCUCAUUCUUGAUGUAAACGGCCUUCUUGCUGAUAUUGUUCAAUUGGUUUCCGAGCAAUAUAAAUUAUAUAGACCAGACACAACAAUAUCAAGGAAAUCAGUUUUUAAGAGGCCGUGUUGUGAUUCUUUUCUACAAUUCUGCUUUGACAAUUUUAACGUGGGUGUUUGGUCUUCAAGAACCGAGAAGAACGUGGAAAUGGUGGUAGAUUAUCUUUGGGGAGAUUCCAGAAAGAAAUUGCUUUUUUGCUGGAAUCAAUCCCACUGUACUACUACGAAGUACAAUACUCUUGACAACGAGGAAAAACCCCUUGUUUUGAAAGAACUUAAAAAGUUAUGGGAGAAGCACGAUCCUGAUCUUCCUUGGGCGAGGGGAGAGUACAACGAGACAAACACAUUAUUAGUGGAUGAUUCACCAUACAAAGCUUUAUGCAAUCCAGAGAACACAGCAAUAUUUCCCUACCCCUUUCGAUUCAAGGAUCGAAGAGAUGGAUCACUAGGGGAAGGAGGCGAUAUUCGUUAUUAUCUGGAAAGAUUAGUUGAGGCUCAAAAUGUUCAAGAAUACGUCAAGCAGCAUCCAUUUGGUCAACGCCCCAUAACAACAAAAAGUCGUUCAUGGAUAUUUUAUCGUCAAGUUAUAGAGGAUCAAGCAGUGUCACCCAAAAAUUGAUACCAUUACUGGCAGGCGGAGUUGCAGUUGGCUAAAGUUACGCAGGAAACGGGUUCGUGGGUCGAUUUUUCAGUUCUAAUUCACCUCUUUUUGUACCAAAAUAUGGCAAUGAAUAAUUGUGUAUGUUGUUUUGGCAACCCACAUGGAACCUUUUUGCUCCCAGCCAAGAUAAAAUUGUUUGGCAGCUCCAUCUUGAGAAGCCUCUCUUGUACCCUGGAUCCUUCGAUGUUUUUUGCUUCCUAACGGUGCAAUUCUAACUUGUAAAAGUAUGAUUCAUUGUUUUGUUUCAGUUUUUGUUUACCAAGCAUACAGAGCUAGAAGUAUAUAGUGUUUUAUUCAACUUAGGUAAGAAAUACGACAUCUUCAAAGAGUUUGCUACUGAA